This is a messenger RNA of Zingiber officinale, 1155 nucleotides long. Its product is annotated as transcription factor MYB36-like. Bases 161 to 961 code for a protein of 266 amino acids. The transcript has 3 exons. Lineage: Eukaryota; Viridiplantae; Streptophyta; Magnoliopsida; Zingiberales; Zingiberaceae. The record is from RefSeq and is a predicted model, not a curated record.
GUUGAAAGAAGUGAUGGAAAUCAGAGCAGGGUAACCUUUGACUUUCUCAAUUCCUUACUCCCUAGCUAGCUCCUCCUCAUAUUUAUUCAGCUCAAUCUCUCUCUUUGUUUGCUCUUCUAUAUAAUUCCUCCAAGGCACCAUUUAAACAUUGUAGUACCUCAUGGGGAGAGCUCCUUGCUGUGACAAGGCCAAUGUGAAGAAGGGCCCAUGGUCCCCUGAGGAAGACACCAAGCUCAAGGAAUUCAUUGACAAAAAUGGCACUGGUGGGAAUUGGAUUGCUCUCCCUCAAAAAGCAGGGUUGAAGAGAUGUGGAAAGAGUUGCAGACUGAGAUGGCUCAACUAUCUGAGGCCCAAUCUGAAGCAUGGGGAGUUCUCUGAAGAAGAAGACAGGAUCAUAUGCAACCUCUUUGCUGCCAUCGGAAGCAGGUGGUCCAUCAUUGCUUCUCAGCUACCGGGAAGAACAGACAACGACAUCAAGAACUACUGGAACACCAAGCUCAAGAAGAAGCUCCUGGGAAUCACUUCCACUUCCCAGAGGAAGACGAAGCCACAACAGCCAGCUGAUCCAGACCAGCAUCUGCUCUUCCCUUCAAUAACUCAUCAAGAAAUCCAUCUUCCAACAGUUGGUUCUCAAUCCUUGGCUCCUCUCAUCCCUGAUCAACACCCCUUGCAGCAUCUCCCAUACCAUGGGACGAGGGAGAGCAAUGGCAGCAUGAUCACCUUCGGCAUCGAUCAAGGCUGCAGCUCCUCCGAAGGAAACUGCAGUACUACUCAGCUCAACUACGGCAAUUAUGGCGGUAUGAAGGACGACAGGUUGAUUUUUAGUGGCGGAGGGUUUGAAAUCGAGAGCACUGAACUGGAGUACAACUACGAAGAAGAACUCAAGCAGUUACUGAUAUCCAACACAACAAUCUCGCCUUGGAUUCUAAGCCUCAACAGUAUUACUGACUACAAGAACUGAAAGGAUCAUAAAGGCAGGCAUGAAAGCUAAUUAUAUUGAGUCGAUGUACCAUUAACAUUGGUAAUCUGAACAUGGAGUAAUAGUGCCCAGUACUAUAUAUCAGUUUAUCACUACUGUCUGGUAAUCUCACAUCAAGUCAAGACAAGUGAAAUUUGUAUUUAUGCUUUAUAGUAAUUGUACCUCUGUCUGCAUAA